Molecule: messenger RNA, 2502 nt
Organism: Diatraea saccharalis (sugarcane borer)
Lineage: Eukaryota; Metazoa; Arthropoda; Insecta; Lepidoptera; Crambidae
Source: the annotation of a GenBank genome assembly
AUGCUCAAAUAUCACCGGCGUUCUCAUAGACAUAAAUCACCAGUUCAGUGUUUGAGAUGGAGAUCGUCAGGCGACUCGGAUGCCACCAGCACGGCUGCGGUGGAGACGACCCUCGAGAGGCUGCGAGGCACCCGCGGCGCGCUCGAGGAGCUCUGGUCGGAUAGAGAGAGGCGUCUAGAGCUCACCCUGCAACUUAGACACUUCGAGAGAGACGCGCUUGAGGUAUCAUCACGGUUGGAGCUUUGGGGUGAUGAAUUGCAACGAACUGAACCACCUCGCGAUCCCCAACAAGCUGAGCAAGCACUCGCGGCCCAUAACGAGAGUGUCGCUCGAAUGCAACAUGCCACCUAUCAAGUGGUUCAACAAGGCCAAGAACUAGCGGCUGCUAUAGCGGAAGCAUCAGAUGUGAUGGCUUCAAAUAAUGCGGAUGGUUCGGAAGCAGCGCCACUUGAUGCCCAAGCUCGCGUUCAGCUAUUGCUGGAAUUCUUACACGAUAGACAACUAGAUCUGGAAGAGCUGGCUGAAGAGAGGCGAGCACGAUUUGAACAGUGUGUGCAGCUUGGGCAAUUCCAAAAGGACGCGGCUCAAGUAGUCAGCUGGAUUCGUAACGGCGAAGCUAUGCUUGCUGCUUCGUUCUCCAUACCCGGUACAUUGGCCGAAGCUGAACAGCUGAAGCGUGAACACGACCAGUUUCAGGUAGCCGUUGAGAAGACUCACGCGAGCGCUGUACAGGUCAAGUAUCGAGCUGAUGCCUUGCGAGCUGCUAACCACUACGACCCACAUACGAUAAGAGAAAUCUCAGAGGAAGUCACCGAGCGUUGGCAACGGCUCGUAACAUGCGCGGAGGAACGUCACAAAUUGGUGACGGCUUCCUUGAACUUCUAUAAGACUGCUGAGCAAGUGUGCUCUGUGCUGGACUCACUCGAGCGCGAGUAUCGGCGCGACGAAGACUGGUGCGGAUCAGCGGCUGCGCCCGCUACAGACGAGCCUGCACAGGCGACCAAUUUAGAUAAAGCCGCGCAGGUACUGGAACAUUGGACAGUGCGUAAGAAGCGGCUCGAGCAGUGUCAACAGUUUGCUUUAUUCGAGCGGUCUGCGCGUGCGGCGGUUGAAUGGAUUCGUGAGACGCAGGAGCGAUGUGGUGCCGCUGCUGCUGCUGCCGCCGCGGGCGUAGCGCGAGAGAGUCGCGAACGUGUCCGAUUGUUGGCCCAGCUCGCGGAUGGACUCGUGGAGAAAGGUCACCCGCACGCUGUCCAGAUCAAAGAGUGGGUUGCUGCUGUCGACGCUAGUGAGGCGGAGAGCGAUUCAGGCGUGGCGCCGUCGCUGGCGUCCUCGCAAGUGACAGAACACGACCCGCGCUCAGACGUGCCCCCGCCCACCGCCGGCGACGAUAAGAGGAGGAGCGCUAGGCGUAAAGAAUUUAUAAUGGCGGAGCUGCUCCAAACGGAGAGGGCCUACGUCAAAGAUUUAGAAACCUGUAUCACCUGCUACCUACGAGAGAUGCGUACUGACCCCGGCGCCGUGCCGUCUGCGCUACAGGGAAAGGAGGAGAUGAUAUUCGGCAACAUAGAGGAGAUUCACCGAUUCCACGAGCGUGUGUUCUUGCGUGAGCUUGACAAGUACGAGUCGAUGCCGGAGGACGUUGGUCAUUGUUUCGUGACGUGGGCGCGCGAGUUUGAUAUGUACGUCGCGUAUUGUCGAAACAAACCCGACAGCAACGCUGUGGUCGUUCAGCAUGCUGGGGACUACUUCGAGAGGGUGCAACGCAAGAAAAAAUUAGAGCAUCCUCUAGCGGCGUACUUGAUCAAACCGGUACAGCGAAUAACUAAGUAUCAGCUGCUACUGAAAGACCUUCAAGCUUGUUGUGCCGAAGGACAGGGCGAAAUAAAGGACGGCUUGGAGGUUAUGCUGUCAGUGCCAAAAAAGGCAAAUGACGCGAUGCACCUCUCGUUGUUAGAGGGGUGCGAUGUGCCCGCGGACAGCCUUGGGGAAGUGGUGCUGCAGGAUUCAUUCCACGUGUGGGAUCUGAGGCAAAUCAUCAAGAAAGGCCGCGAGCGACGCGUCUUCCUCUUCGACCUGCACUUGCUUCUCGCUAAGGAGGUUAAAGACUCACAUGGGAAAGCGAAGUAUAUCUACAAAACUAAGUUUAUGACGUCAGAACUGGGAGUGACGGAACACAUUGAAGGCGAUGAGUGCAAGUUCUCGGUAUGGACAGGCCGAGAGCCGAUGGCGAGCGACUGUCGGAUAGUUUUGAAAGCACCCUCGCUAGAAGUAAAACAGACCUGGGUUCGUCGUCUCAGGGAAGUCAUUCAGGAAACUUACUUCAGCGGGGCGCUUCAACAACCGCCGCGUAGUCCUGCACGUGUGCGACCGACGAGCUCCCAGCGUUCGAGCAGGGAUCUGGACGACACUGUGCUAGACGAGACCACAGAGAACUUGGAUCGUAAUUCACUCGCAUCCUUUGGUAGCGGCAAUACUACCGAUUCAGACAAGGAAAAUUAA